Molecule: messenger RNA, 1345 nt
Organism: Hermetia illucens (black soldier fly)
Lineage: Eukaryota; Metazoa; Arthropoda; Insecta; Diptera; Stratiomyidae
Product: odorant receptor 2a-like
Exons: 3
Coding region: 3-1157 (384 amino acids)
Biological process (GO): sensory perception of smell; detection of chemical stimulus involved in sensory perception of smell
Cellular component (GO): plasma membrane
Molecular function (GO): olfactory receptor activity; odorant binding
Source: RefSeq, a predicted model, not a curated record
AAAUGGCUAAAUCGCAAUUAGUUCCUUCUGAAAAUUUCAAUACUUGCAGUGUCCUUACACAAGUCUUCAGAUUGAUACGUAUCCUGGGGUUCAGUCCGGUCGAAAAAUAUAAGCUCCUCUUCUAUAUCUACUCGAUUCUCUUAAUUUUUGUUGUGCACAUUCUUUAUCUGCUUUCCUUGUACAUCGAUCUGUUUCUUCUAGAUAAUAUACAGGACAUUCUAGAUAAUCUAAAAGUGACGAUUUGUUGCACUGUCUGCACUUUGAAAGUUUUCAAUACAUUUGCUAGGCGUGAAGAGUUGCAUCGUCUGAGGAACAUCAUCAGACAGCUUGAUAUGAGUGUAGUAAACCAGGAUGAAAAGGAUUAUCUCCAAUCCAUAAUGAAGACCUCAUCAAGAUUUUUCUUUGCCUUUUUCGUCUUUUAUGGCUCGUGCUCUGUAACUUGCGAGAUACCUCUUAUUUUUGCGAAGGAAAGGUAUCUCCUCUACUCUGCUUGGUUUCCCUUCGAUUGGGAAAAUUCGACCACAGCUUACGUGGGGGUGCAUCUAUAUCAGUUUAUAGGAAGUUCUGUAAUCACCUACGAAGACGCGGUUAAUGAUUCGUAUCCUGGAACACUGCUGUGGCUACUGAAGGGACAUCUUCGUGCAUUGGGAUUGAGAAUAUCCAAAAUCGGGUAUGAUCCCAGCAGAACUGCGGAGGAUAAUUAUGACGAACUUAUAAGGGCUGUCAAGAUAUAUGGCAUUUGUAUGAAGUACUUCAACACAUGUAAGGUCGUGAUGUCAAAGGUGUCACUUGUUCAGUUGUUGGGAACCGAGAUGGUCCUUUGCGAUAUAGCCAUUUCUAUUCUUCACGUUGAUGAGAAUCCUUCUCAGCUUCUAUUCCUUUUCUUCUACUUCGCCGCCAUGAUUCUACAAAUAUCAGUUUUUUGCUACUGCGGAAGUGCACUAGGUGAUGAAGGUCAGAUUUUGAGGACAGCGCUCUAUUCAUGUAAUUGGCCUGCACAGGAUGCGAAGUUUCGUAAGGUUCUGAUUUUUUUUAUGGAACAUGCUCAGAAUCCUUGGUUCAUUUAUGCUGGAGGAGUGGCUACUGUUUCUUUGAGUACUUUGGUCUCAGUACUACAAUCUGCAUAUUCUUUUUUUGCUGUUUUGAAUCAAUUAUAGAAGGCUAUCGACCACAUGAAAGUAAAACGGAAAUGUAUGUAUAGAUCUUAGUAGGUUUUUUGAUAACCAUUUCACGGCAUGUCCAAGCCUACGUGAAACUAGUGAACAUGAACAUCACAAUUUUGUCUAAUUCAAUUAAAUGUUUUAGUGGCAUAUGUUAUAUUUUAUGUGUCAAAUGUAACCAGUAU